CGAGGGGAUUUCUUAUAGGGCAGCACAAGUUUACACAAGCAGGACCUGACUUGUUACAAUUUACAGUAUCCGAUUCUUCUCGCUGUGUUUGAUUUACCCUCGAUUGGAAGAUGACCACAGCCGUGGUGUCGCCUUUCUUCGACUUUAGCGAAGUGAUCAACAACAAGAACAAAAUGCUGAACUACAAUAAUAACAUCCUUAGUUCUCCACACCCUGUCUCUGUCCCUUGCACGGGGGCAAGUCUGCCCAUCUCCAACCCCACUGGGUGCCUGCUGGACAGGAAGGCUGUGGGGACACCCUCAACUAUUGGGGUUUACCAGCGCCGGAACUCUGUCACUUCGGCUAACAUCAAACUCAACCAAAACCAGUUCUUGAACAUUGCUAACGCAGAUCCAUCCUUGCUCUGCUCGGAGACUGGAACGACUGGCAGCAGCAACAAAGAGAACCGACUUCGAGACCGCUCUUUCUCGGAGACGGGGGAUCGCCUGUUACAGAAGUGUUCGGGCCCUGGAGGCCCCAACAGCCAGGUCAACUCGAGCCGUUACAAGACAGAGUUAUGCAGGCCAUUCGAGGAGAAUGGCGCCUGCAAGUACGGUGACAAGUGCCAGUUUGCCCAUGGCAUUCAUGAGUUGCGCAGCCUAAGCCGCCAUCCUAAGUAUAAGACCGAGCUCUGCCGCACAUUCCACACCAUUGGCUUCUGCCCCUACGGCCCACGCUGCCACUUCAUCCACAAUGCGGAAGAGCGCCGUGGACCUCCUCCAACCUCAUCCCCCCUUUCAGCCUCCAAUAAAAUGGAGAGGCCGCGGCUGCAACACAGCUACAGCUUUGCAGGGUUCCCAAGCUCUGGAGGCUUGAGGGACAGCCCCUGCUCCAUCACCCCUCCACCUAUAUUUUCCCCAGACAAUCUGCCUGAGUGGCCUAGCAGCAACCCCUUUACAUAUUCCAGCCAGGAGCUGGCCAACCUCUUCAGCCCCAGUUUGGGCAAUGCACCUUUAUCCUGCACCGACCCUUCCACCCAGGCCCCAUCUUCCCCAACGACCCCUUACUACUUCAGGGCCAUGUCCGAGUCUCCCCAACUCUACGAGUCUCCAUCCAGUCAGCCAGACUCGCUUUCUGACCAAGAGGGCUACCAGAGCAGCUCGAGUGGAAGUCUGAGCGGCUCCGAAUCUCCCAUCCUCGACACCACCCGCCGACUGCCCAUCUUCAGCAGGCUUUCCAUCUCUGAUGACUAAAGCACAUUGAGCCAGACCCCGUCCCCCUUUCCACUGCAUGCAGCAGUCUUGGGCAGAGAGGAUGAGACGCUAGCACUCCCUCGAUCUCUCACCAUUUCUCUGGCACCCUAGAAGCCGUAGACUUCCCUCCUUGUAUCACCUCCGCUCUGAAACCGAUGCAGUGAAUUAAGGGAUUUUUCUCUUUUUGAAGACUCUUUUUAACCAGAACAAGCUAAAACUCUCCCGGCCUCAAGGCUCUUCUGUUUUCCGUGCCUCAUCUUGCAGAGCCCCUGCUAUGUUUUUGGUGUGACUGUGCCAAACACGCAGAGUAGGAAGUGGAUUAGCGAAAUGCUAAUCGUGAGCGGUAUGAGACCGCUGUGCCAGGUGCCACAGCUGCAGUCAAGUGUAGCGGAGCCGGUGGCACGGUUAUGGGAGAGAUCUGUGCCCACCCCCCUCACGAAUUACCACUCUUCUCAAGGACACUCUUUCAUAACUAACUAAAGCUCACAAGUGUCAUGCUUAGACCUUUCACAACUGUCUUUGUAGACCGCCUUAAAGAAAAAAGAGGAAAAGAA
Carassius carassius (crucian carp) is the source of this 1786-nucleotide messenger RNA. Its product is annotated as mRNA decay activator protein ZFP36L1-like. The record is from RefSeq and is a predicted model, not a curated record. Gene Ontology annotation, molecular function: metal ion binding; mRNA binding. The coding region runs from base 111 to 1232 and encodes 373 amino acids. The transcript is spliced from 2 exons. Lineage: Eukaryota; Metazoa; Chordata; Actinopteri; Cypriniformes; Cyprinidae.